Molecule: messenger RNA, 1520 nt
Organism: Labrus bergylta (ballan wrasse)
Lineage: Eukaryota; Metazoa; Chordata; Actinopteri; Labriformes; Labridae
Source: RefSeq, a predicted model, not a curated record
UCUCUCUUUCUCUCUCUCUCUCUCUCUCUCAGGUGCAACUCAAAUUGUGCUCAAGUCCAACUGGUGCACAAAGCAUAACUUUAAGUCUUUAAGUAACGUUAGUCCCAGGCGUACGCCCAACUGGUGCCCUCGGCUCCUGGAGAUCACCCAAGUCAUUAUGGUUCAUCUUUUUGGGAAGUCAAGUUAAGUACAAAAUGUCAUGAUAGUUUUUCCACUGACUGACGAUACAACAAAGAGUUCUGUCUGUUUUGUUAAAAGUAGUUAUGGAUGAGGUCUAAACAAAUUAAACAAUGAUUGAUUGACUUAAAAACACACAAAGACAUACCUCGAGCUACGCUGCUAACAUGGCUAACAAUAAUAUUUAUUUAACAAAGUGUCAUGUUUUCUUUCCCCUCGUGGUUCUUCUAAAUAAUUCAAGCGACCCCGGGGGCUUAGACCCUUUAGCUAUUGCUGGAAGGCAGUAAAUCCAUACAUUGUCACUUUGUUUGUAAAGAAUUCUGGUUCUCCCUGAAGAAAAAUUAAGGUAAAUAAUCAAACACUAUACGCUUCAAGACAACGCAAACAGCUAGAAAAGGGUAUAUAAACUCUUUGUUCCCGUCAGAAACAAAACCUCUUACUUUGUUCUGCUUGAAGUGCGAGAACAUUCAACAUCAUAACAAGGUAAGGCUUUCACUCUGGGCUUCUUUAUAGAUCACUGUUCUUGAUUUUUAUCCAUUUAUAUCUACUGUAAAGACGUUAGAAGUCCCAUUUUCUUGUCGCCUUCUCCAGAAGACUCGUUCAGUAAAACUUACAAUCCUCCUUUAAUACUGGACAGCAUUUUAAUUGACCUUUUCAGUUUUGAAUAUAGGCCCAUUGUGCAUUUCUUGAUUAUACUUUGCCUUUCACAGAUGGCGUCAGGUCUGAAGUUGAUCCCACUCCUCUGUUUGACCAGUGGACUGUGGGCUGCGGUUGUGUAUGGGAAUCAUUCAGGUUCCUGUAAAACGUGCCCGUCUGGUUGGACUCAGUUUGACGGAAGCUGUUACAUGUUCCACUUCAGAGAUAUGGAUUGGGCUGAUGCAGAGCGUUACUGCACUACUGUUGGUGGUAAUCUGGCUUCUGUCCACAACAAAGAGGAGUACACCUUCCUCAAAACUACUCUCCAGGCAGUGGCUGGAAAACAGUUAGCGGUUUGGCUUGGAGGAUAUGAUGCUGUAAAGGAGGGUGUGUGGCUGUGGAGCGACGGCACUUUCUUUGACUUCAAAUUGUGGUUUAAAGGGGAGCCAAACAACUACACUGGACACGAGAACUGCAUGGAGAUGAACUUCAGGGGAAGGGAGUAUGUCAACGAUAGCAACUGUAAUGUGAAGAGAUCUUUCUUUUGUGAGAAGCGCCUGUGAAACCGCUGCUACGUGCUGACUUCUGUAACAUGAAGAAUCUGUUACUACCAAAGAUGUCACUUGAUCCAGAUAUCAAGCCUCGAUGACAUCGCUGUGUAGGAUCUGAUGGAAUAUCUGAUUAAUCAAUAAAAAGAUAAAUCUGCU